CUCUCCCUAGCUCUGAGGGAGGAGUGGGGUCUGGGUGGUUACAGCAGGGGGAGGGUUGGGAGCCAGGACUCCUCCGUCAUUAUGGCAUUGAUCACUGCUUCUCUAUGGAAGAGCCCAAAAGUGCCCUUGUGAAAUGUCACCUCUGCUUGGAUCUGCCCCACCCGUGUGCACAGAACAGGGCCAGGUUUACAAUCAGGCAGCAGCCUCUCUACUGAGCCCUCGGGGGAGAUGUAACAAACUCACCCAUUUCCUUCCCUGCCAGCAGGAUUCCCCAUCCCUGCCGUGAUCACCAAGAUGCAGGGAGAGGAAGAGCCAUGUGCCCCGGAUCUCCGGGGUGCUGAGGAACAGGAGAGCCUGAAAGGUGCCCACAAAGGUGGCAGGAUGGAUGAGGAGAGUCCCUGGCAGCAUUGGCCAGUCGGAGCAGAUCCAGAUGGGGCAUCACCUGAUGAGGAUGUUUCCAUGGGAGAAGAUCCACAUGGGACGCUGCCUGGUGGGAAUGAGUCCGUAGAAGAGGACCCAGAUGGGGCGUUGUCUGAUGAGACUUUAUCCCAGGUUCCAGCCCUGCGGCGAACCUCCGAGCACUCUCCUGGCUCACAAAUCCCUUCAGCCCUGGAAUCUCAGUGGGAAAAGCCCCCAGGGCUGCCUCUCCCAUUGGCACCCACCCAGCCCAGACGAGCCCCCAGGAAGCCCCCUUGCCGCGAGGCCCCCCCGACCAUCUGCAGCGAGUGCGGGAAGAGCUUCACCCGGAGCUCCCUGCUGGCCCAGCAUCAGCGGGUGCACACGGGGGAGCGCCCCUACCAGUGCACCGAGUGCGGGAAAAGCUUCAGCCGCAGCUCCACCCUCAUCCAGCACUGGAGGACCCACACCGGGGAGCGGCCCAACACGUGCCCCGAGUGCGGGAAGGGCUUCAGCCAGCGCUCCGACCUGGUGAAGCACCAGCGCACCCACACCGGGGAGCGCCCCUACCAGUGCCCCGACUGCGGUCAGAGCUUCAGCCGCAGCUCGGACCUCAUCAAGCACCAGCGCAUCCACACCGGGGAGCGGCCCUACAUCUGCCCCGACUGCGGGAAGGGCUUCAGCCGCAGCUCCGACCUCUUCCAGCACCAGCGCACCCAGCGCGGCGAGAAGCCUUACCAGUGCCCCGAGUGCGGGAAGAAGUUCAGCCGCAGCUCCAACCUCAUCCGCCACCAGCGCACCCACACGGGCGAGCGGCCCUACGUCUGCCCCGACUGCGGGCGCGGCUUCUCCCAGAACGCCCACUACACGGACCACCAGCGGAGCCACCGCCGUGAGAAACCCUUCCACUGCACCCAGUGCGGCAAGGACUUCGGGCGCAGCUCCACCCUGGUCAAGCACUGGCGCACCCACACCAGGGAGAUCCUGUGAGCCUGGGGCAGAGGGAGAGGCCUUCAGCUCUCCAGUCAUGAACCAGGAAUCCCAACGUGGCCUCCUGGGGAACUUGACCCAAUAUCUCCCUCGGGGUCAGCUUGGGUUGGUGGUGCCACUAGUCACGGCUGGUCCCUUGGAGGAUUUCAUACAGUGUGUUAUCCGGGGUCAGCCUGAUUAACAGUGUUGCGAGCAGAGUCAAUGCUCUUCUCCUGGAGGAUUUGAAACAAUGUCUCCAGCAGGGUCCAUCUGAUUCAGUGUUUCCAGUGGGGUCGCCCCCCCCUUACCUGGCACAUUUGAUACAAUGUUUCCAGCAGGAUCAUUUCUCCUUUCCCUAAAUAAUUUGAUUCAAUGUUUCCAAGAGAGUCGAUUCUUCCCUGGAGGUACCUAGGCCAGGGUCCGUUUGAUGCAGUGUCUGCACUGAGAUCCAGUCUCUUUCCUUGGGUGCAUUGAUACGUUGUCUCCAAUAGAGUCACUGAACUUGGUACAAUGUUUCCACCAUUGUCAAUUCUUCUGUCCCGGUUGAUUUGAUACAACUGUAUCCAAGAGUGCCAGUUCUUCCCAGGUGGUAUCUAGACUAAGGUCAGUGUGAUACAAUGUCUCCACUCAGGUCCAUCCUAAUGACUUUGAGUGAGUUGAUACAUUGCCUCAAAUAGAGUCAAUUCUCUUCUUCCAGGGCAAUUUGAUUCCAGGGUGACCAAUACUCCCCUUGAGGACAGGAUACAAUGGUCAGAUCCUCAGAUGGUGUGAAUUGGCAUGGUUCCAUUGCAGUGAAUGGAGUUCUAGUGAGAUAUAGCAGGUGAGGAUUCACCCCAAUGUCUCCAUCAUUAGUUCUUCUUUCUAGGGGGAUUGAAGCCAGGAACCUGAUCCUGCUCUCACUUACAUGGCCAUUUUACAUCAGUGUAAUUCGACUGACGUCAGUGAGGUCACUCCAGAUUUACACCAGGGUCACUGAGAUCAGAAUCCAGCUGUAACUCAUCUUCCAUGGAUGACAGUGGGGUCAUUCCAGAUUCAUACGAGGGCCAUUGAGAUCAGACUAUGCCUUGAUUUCAUUAACAUCAGUAGGUCCCUCUGGAUUUACACUGAGGUCUCUGAGAUCAGAAUCCAGCCCUAACUCCCUUAACUUCAGUGUGGGGAGAUGGUCAUGGGGGAAGAUGGUCACUCCAGCUUUACACCACCAUUAACUAGAGAGGAAUCCUGCAUUAAUUCUGGUUUCCUGGAAGGCUUGAGGCUAUUUCUGGACUUUUGCAAACCUGUCCAUAGAUGACUGAGUAUUUUUACCUUGCAGAAUAAGUAUGUGGGUUAGGAAAUUCGACAAUGAGGAUUGAAAAGGUGAGGAAAUACAGAAGCAGCAGGUGUUCUGUUUAUUUCUCGGGGAACGUGUAGGUGGGGGGAGGGGGCAGGGGGAAGGGAGGAAGGAACCAGAAGCCGAGGCAACCCCUAAAGGGAUCUAUGCUUUCACGGACAGUUGGUGGAAUAUAAAGAGUAGGGCCCUACCAAAUUCAUGCCAUGAAAAACACAUCAUGGACCAUGAAAUCUGGUCUCCCCUCUGAAAUCUGGUAUUUUAUUUACUUUUAUCCUAUACUAUAAAAGUACCCUAUAUGGUAAAAGUACACAGCAUUUCUCAAACUGUGGGUCCUGAUCCAAAAGGGGGGCGCAAGUCUAUUGGGGGGGGUCACAGUAUUGCCUCCCUUCUGUGCUUCUGCUGGCUGCAGCGCUGCCUUCAGAGCCGGGCACCCGGCCAGCAGCCGCUGCUCUCCGGCCACCCAGCUCUGAAGGCAGCACAGAAGCAAGGGUGGCAAUACCGUGACCCCCCUACAAUCGCCUUGCAACCCCCUCUUGGACUGGGACCCCAGUUUGAGAAAUGCUGAGUCUUAAGGGCUUUGUGUGUUUCUUUUGCCAUUUUCAAAUACGUAUUCAUGUUUUGUUACAGCACCAUGAAAUUCAAGAUUUCAAUAUCUGAAACUGUGACAGUCAAGAUUUUUAAAAUCCUGUGGCUGUGAAAUUUGCAAGAAUGGACCAUGAGUUUGGUAGGGCCCUAAUAAAGAGAUGUCUAAAUGCUCCUUGGAGUAGGGGGAGGUGCAGUGCCUCAAGUCAGGUUAAUUUCCCCCUUCACCCCUUGCUCUGCAAGAAUCAUUAAUGCACAGUCCCCUUCAGACCCAGCUUUAGAAGGGAGGUCCAAGCAAUCCCAUUUCAAAAGCUGAUCUCACUUUCCUUAUGGGCUCUGACUGGAUGAUUCAAUCCUCCUGGAGUGUCUGUGUUAUCUAGGGCCAUCUGCCCUAGAUAACACAGACACUCCAGGAGGAUUGAAUCACUUGCCUGAAAUGUUGGGGCCCUUUGUCUGAGUUAUCUUUGGGCAACUCAAUUUGGGGACUUCUGGUUCAGAACAAAAUGAGCCUCUUUUGCUUGUGCUGUAUAUUAGAGGAAAUAGACUCAUAAGUCUUUGCUCAGCUCUAGCCGCAAGAGGGUGGUAUAAACCCACAUUGUGCGUUCCACCCGCCUUUUGUGUCUUGGUGUUUCACCUGCUUAUGGUAGAAUUACCCACAAACCACACAUCUCUGUCUGUGUCCCAAGCAGCGAACAUGGGUCAUGUUUGCCUGUAUUAAAUCUCCAGC
Messenger RNA from Chelonia mydas (Green sea turtle), 4001 nucleotides. Its product is annotated as zinc finger protein 239. The coding region runs from base 295 to 1386 and encodes 363 amino acids. The transcript has 3 exons. Lineage: Eukaryota; Metazoa; Chordata; Testudines; Cheloniidae. Gene Ontology annotation, biological process: regulation of transcription by RNA polymerase II. The record is from RefSeq and is a predicted model, not a curated record. Gene Ontology annotation, molecular function: RNA polymerase II cis-regulatory region sequence-specific DNA binding; DNA-binding transcription factor activity.